AUGGCCAUCCCAAGCGAUGAAGCGCCCGACCUGGAUGCGCCACUUCUUGACCGUCCCUCCUUCCGGCGCUCGGAGCGUCAGCUUUUCAAUGCGAAUCGGAAGGGACUGCCGGCGGGCGUGGUAAGCCGCUUUGGCCGGGUGGCUGCGGAGCUCUUCUCCCCACCAGUACGCCGAGUGCAGAGUCGCGAUUCCGAGAACUCCGCCGGCCAAAGUCCCUGGAAAAACAAUCUGGAGCGCUUGGAUCGGAGGCCGAUCAGCCAGAGCUGUCAGGAGCUGCUUACAGGCUCACAACACAACGAGGAGACUGUGGGCCCCUACGCACACCUGAAGCUUACAGUCCACUGUGCGCGGCAACUGUUGGCCAUGGAUGCGAGUGGCACCUCAGAUCCGUACAUUGAGGUCUAUGUGAACGACGUGCAGCGGGCCAAGAGCAAAACGAUCAAGCGGACGCUGAAUCCCGAGUUCGCCUGGGAAGUGGAUGUUGAAAUCUGGUCUCCAUUUUCGAUCGUGUCCCUUCGCGUUGUGGACAAGGACUUCGUUACGAAGGACGAUCCGAUAGGAUUCGUCGAGUUCUGCAUCGCGGAUUUGGUGCCAAACGGUGACGAGGUACGAGGCUGGCUGGAGCUCCGGAAGAUGGAGCACUUCGAGGGCAAUGCCAAGAGACGCUUUCUAAAGCACCGGCGGCGGAGAGACGAUAGCUGUAAUGAUGAGUUGGACGAAAGUCCACUGCACGAGCAUGAUCUGCCCGAGCACGAGGGCUUUGAGGAUGAGACGGGGUUCUCCACUGCUGUUCGUCGUUUGAAUGGCCAUGGCCUUGCUCGGAGCAUGUCCAGGGCGGCAGAGACCGUCAAGUCCCAAGUAAAGACGCUGCAGACGCGUGUGGCCAACGCCCACCCCCCUCGCCCGGCGAUGUGCUGUGCGGGUUUGAAGAACGAUGACGAUGACGAAACAUCUGGAUUCUUGAAGUGGCGCAGGAAGCGGCUGAAUGCCGGUGAGAUUGAAGUAUCGCUGAAGCUGGAGACCACGAUGCAGUCAACGCCCAACCAUGAGACUCCAAAGCACGAGCUGCUGUACACGGCAGUUUUUGCCCCCGACAGGAUCGAGGAAGUGGUCACGGAUGCAGAGUGGUUUGCCUGCUGCUUUCCAAUGCCGUCCUUUCAGAGCGCGGAGCAGCUCUCCGACAAGUUCUCGCUGGGAUCCAUCAAGACCUUCUGGGAGGACUUGCUGGAAGUGCUGGAGCAGCUCUUACAGGUCUUUGUGUGGCCGAUCGUCAACAUCUUCCUUUUGAUUGUGGGCUGGUACUACUGGCCGCUCUCUUUCGGCACUUUGGCCUACUUGUGGCUUUGGUCUUUCUGGUUUGCAGACAUGAUCUGCUUUCUGCCGCUCUUUGUGCUGGUGUGCUUCCUCGUCUUGCGCGAUCACAAGUACUCCAACCGCCUAUUUGCGCAUCCGAAAGUUGCGCCUUUAAACCAAAGAGGUUUAGCCAUGGUCGCAUUUCUCCGCAGUUCAAAGGCCAUGGCGCAGUGGAUCAAGCGCCUGGUCAAAGAUCAGGGCGGCUGGAUCGACAAGCCCGCCGGCUUGAAGGAGUUCUCGAAGGGGACGCACAAGGAUGGGGAGCCGGCCCAGUCUUUUGACGAACUCUUGGAGAUGUUGCGGCACAAGAACUGCUCCCAUUUCAUCUCCUGGCACCGGCAGCCGGCGAAGUGUCGUGUCUGCGAAAGUGUGCUGGAGUUUUGGGGCGACGGUGCCGUGUGCCUGGAUGAUGUUUGGGGCCACGUCCGGUGGCGUUGCUAUGGCCUCCCAAGAAAGGCCAAGCAGAAGCCAGAUGAUGCGGAGCGGCAGUGUCAAGAAGGCUUGGAUACUGAGGGUCUGCAUCUGGGGCACCAGCGGUACCAUUGCCCGCGUUGCGAGGUCAUCGGUUCUGACUCGCGAGACAUCUGCGGAGCUUGCGUGCAUGGCAGCUCUGGCUCCACCAUAAUGAGCAUGGCCGAAACCUCGGCGGCCAAGCAGCUGCCAAUCUUCCGAACACAUGUGAUGAAGGCGAUCAAGGAGGUGAUCUACGAGUCUGGCCCUUUGCUUGAGACGUUUCAGGAGACCAUGAAGAGGGCCCUUCGUGUGCUUGAGUAUCUGCGAGACCCCACAAACGAACAGCUGGAGUUGAAGGUCUGGAAGUACUGCUUUGCAGCGAGUGCUGUGUUAUUUGUUCUCAAGUGGAUCUUGGAGAAGUACUUCGUGCCCUUGUUGCUCCUCAUCAUGAAGCUGAUGCUUCUGGUUGUUGGCACCAUGGUGAUCCUGCUGAACUCUGGUCCUCUUCGCCGAUUUGGAACUGCAGAACUGGCCAGCCGGCGGCUGUCCCGGUGUCAGAAGUGGCGCCGGCGGGGCGGCUGCCAGCGCUGGGAGUUCUUCAAGUCCGACGCUCGCGGCCAACCAGCUUUGAGAAUCCCGAUCAAGUCUUUUGACACCUUCAACGAGGAGUUUGACCAAUCCUUCGCCUUCCCCUUGAGCCCAUACGGCAAAGCCUAG
Symbiodinium natans is the source of this 2523-nucleotide messenger RNA. The record is from the annotation of a GenBank genome assembly. NCBI's taxonomy places the organism in Eukaryota, Dinophyceae, Suessiales, Symbiodiniaceae.